Molecule: messenger RNA, 1174 nt
Organism: Chaetomium fimeti
Lineage: Eukaryota; Fungi; Ascomycota; Sordariomycetes; Sordariales; Chaetomiaceae
Product: Rtf2 RING-finger-domain-containing protein
Exons: 1
Coding region: 179-1048 (289 amino acids)
Biological process (GO): mitotic DNA replication termination; site-specific DNA replication termination at RTS1 barrier
Cellular component (GO): nucleus
Source: RefSeq, a predicted model, not a curated record
CUUACAUAAGAGCCUUCGAGCGGCGAACAAGUCGCCCCUUCCGGUGCUGUUGAACCUCGUACCGUUGUAUUCAAUCUCGAGGCUCUCCCUCAACCGACCCACCUGCCGCCUAACCGGAUUCUCGCGUUUGAAGAACAAUCGUACAACAUUAUCAAGUUAGCGUCUCAACUUUCCCGCGAUGGGCAAUGAUGGCGGCUCGAUUCCGAAGCGCCGUGAGCUUGUCAAGUCGGCUGCGCGGGCGCCGACCGUGAGCGAGCUCAAGGCAACUGCGCUUGAGAACCUCACUCAUUCAUGGGCCUACGAUCCCUUGACGUCGGAGCGUCUCGACAUGGAAAACGUGGUGUCAGACUGGCGAGGGCGUCUCUACAACUACGAGUCGGUUCUUAGGGGAUUAAUGCCAAGCGGUGAUGACACCGACGCCGCUGCCCCCGCGCUGGUGCAUGGUGAGUCGCCGGAAUUGUCUUUCACGUCAACGGGCAUUAGAUCACUGCGCGAUGUCGUCAAGCUCAAGAUCAAGCGUUACGCGCCGUCCACAGCCAAGGGUCAGGAGAUCUGGGCAUGCCCGGUGUCGCUGAAGGAGCUCGGCCCCGCGACAAGGGCGGUAUACCUCGUCCCGUGUGGCCACGUCUUUGCCGAUGCGGCCAUCAAGCAGAUCCAGGAGGAUAUUUGCCCAGAAUGCAGCGAGAAGUUUGAGGCUGGAGACGUCAUCCCGAUUUUGCCGACUGAAAACGCAGAUCUCGAUUAUCUCACCGAGAGGAUCAGCAAUCUCAAGGCUAGCGGGCUCACACACAGCCUGAAGAAGGAGAAGGGCAACGGGAAGAAGAAGCGCAAGGCGGAGGCGGUGGAGGGGGAUGGAAGUACCAAAUUCGAAAAGGUCAAGGGCUCUCAUGGGGAACAAGGGUUGGCGGCCAAGGCAGCUUCGAAGUCAAAUGCCACCAGCCGAGUGAGUGGUAUAAACAAUGCCAUGACAGCGUCACUUACAGCGAGAGUUCUCGCAGAGCAAGAGGAACGCAAUAAACGGCGCAAACUAGCCGCCGAGGCGAGAUGAGCGAGGAGAACAGUUACUACAGACAGCCUAUUGCCACCGUACCUUUGCCGGCUGGUUCGUGUUAUGAUUCCAGCUACGUGAGCGUACUCAUCGAACUGCACCUUGCUGUGUUGGUUUCACCAACAA